UCAGAGGCAAGCUCCACACAGGCUCUUUCCACAGCCAGUCACAGCCGCCAACCAGUCUUUGGUGACAGUCUUCUUGCUGCCAGGGCCCACCGGCUCCCUCAGACUCUCCUGCCUCCGCUGUCAGCGGGUCACGACGUCAUUCCGGUCGCCUGCGCACCUUCGCUGCUGGGAGCGCGACGCAGGCGCAUUGACUGAGUUUCCCCGGGAGAUCCCUGAGCACGUGGGUUGUGCUGUCCCGUACGCGCGCGGAGGGACUGGAACCUGAAUUUUGCUGGUGUUCUUCGUGGGUAGCAGACUAGCAAGGGCCAUGGCACCAGCGGGAAUCCUGAACGGGAAAGUGGUCUCCGCGCAAAUCAGGAAUCGACUGAAGACCCAGGUUACUCAGAUGCAGGAGCAGGUACCUGGCUUCACCCCUGGCCUGGCAAUCCUGCAGGUUGGCGACAGAGAUGAUUCCAAUCUUUAUAUAAAUGUGAAGCUGAAGGCUGCUCAAGAGAUCGGGAUCAAAGCCACUCACAUUAAAUUACCAAGAACUUCCACAGAGUCGGAGGUGUUAAAAUACGUCAUCUCCCUGAAUGAGGAUGCCACUGUGCACGGAUUCAUAGUACAGCUGCCUUUAGACUCAGAGAAUUCCAUUAACACAGAGGCAGUCAUCAAUGCCAUUGCCCCUGAGAAGGAUGUGGACGGGUUGACGAGCAUCAAUGCCGGGAAGCUUGCCAGAGGUGAUCUAAAGGACUGCUUCAUUCCGUGCACACCCAAAGGAUGCUUGGAACUCAUCAAAGAGACAGGAGUGCAGAUUGCAGGAAGGCACGCCGUGGUGGUCGGGCGAAGUAAAAUAGUUGGUGCACCCAUGCACGACCUGCUUCUGUGGAACAAUGCCACGGUGACCACCUGCCACUCCAAGACUGCCGAUCUGGACAAGGAGGUAAAUAAAGGAGACAUUCUGGUGGUUGCAACAGGACAGCCUGAGAUGGUGAAAGGGGAGUGGAUCAAGCCUGGAGCUGUGGUCAUAGACUGUGGGAUCAAUUAUGUUCCAGAUGAUACAAAACCAAAUGGAAGGAAAGUUGUGGGUGACGUAGCAUAUGACGAGGCCAAGGAGAAGGCGAGCUUUAUCACGCCUGUCCCCGGUGGCGUGGGGCCCAUGACCGUGGCAAUGCUGAUGCAGAGCACAGUAGAGAGCGCACAGCGCUUCCUGAAGAAAUUUAAGCCAGGGAAGUGGACAAUUCAGUAUAACAAGCUGAACCUCAAGACGCCUGUACCAAGUGACAUUGCUAUAUCACGAUCUUGCAAACCCAAGCUCAUCGGUAACCUGGCCCGAGAAAUUGGGCUACUCACUGAGGAGGUGGAAUUGUAUGGAGAAACAAAGGCCAAGGUCUUACUGUCAGCACUAGAUCGCCUGAAGCAUCAGCCAGAUGGGAAAUACGUUGUGGUGACUGGAAUUACUCCAACACCCCUGGGAGAAGGGAAGAGCACAACCACCAUCGGGCUUGUGCAAGCCCUCGGCGCCCACCUGCAUCAGAAUGUUUUUGCGUGUGUGCGACAGCCUUCUCAGGGCCCCACCUUUGGGAUAAAAGGUGGCGCUGCAGGAGGCGGCUAUUCCCAGGUCAUUCCUAUGGAAGAGUUUAAUCUCCACCUCACUGGUGACAUCCACGCCAUCACUGCCGCUAAUAACCUUGUGGCUGCUGCUAUUGACGCUCGGAUAUUUCAUGAGCUGACCCAGACAGACAAGGCUCUCUUUAAUCGUCUGGUACCCUCAGUAAAUGGAGUAAGAAAGUUCUCUGACAUCCAAAUCCGCAGGUUACGGAGGCUAGGCAUUGAGAAGACUGACCCCGCUGCGCUGACAGAUGAUGAGAUAAACAGAUUUGCAAGACUAGAUAUUGAUCCAGAAACCAUAACAUGGCAGAGAGUGCUGGAUACUAACGAUAGAUUCCUGAGGAAGAUCACCAUUGGACAGGCUCCAACCGAGAAAGGCCACACACGCACGGCCCAGUUUGAUAUCUCUGUGGCCAGUGAAAUCAUGGCAGUCCUGGCCCUCACUAGUUCUCUGGAAGACAUGAGAGCAAGGCUGGGCAAAAUGGUGGUAGCGUCCAGUAAGAAAGGGGAGCCUAUCAGCUGUGAAGACCUGGGCGUGAGCGGGGCGCUGACGGUGCUCAUGAAGGAUGCGAUCAAGCCCAAUCUCAUGCAGACCUUAGAGGGCACGCCGGUAUUUGUCCAUGCUGGGCCUUUUGCCAACAUUGCACAUGGGAAUUCCUCCAUCAUUGCAGACCGGAUUGCACUCAAGCUGGUUGGCCCUGAGGGCUUUGUAGUGACAGAAGCAGGAUUCGGAGCAGACAUAGGAAUGGAAAAGUUCUUCAACAUCAAGUGCCGGUAUUCUGGUCUCCAGCCUCAUGUGGUGGUUCUUGUUGCCACUGUCAGGGCUCUUAAGAUGCACGGGGGUGGCCCCACGGUCACCGCUGGACUGCCUCUUCCCAAGGCUUACACAGAAGAGGACCUGGACCUGGUGGAAAAGGGCUUCAGUAACUUGAGGAAACAGAUAGAAAAUGCUAGAAUGUUUGGAGUGCCUGUCGUGGUGGCCAUGAAUGCAUUCAAGACAGAUACAGAUGCUGAGCUGGACCUCAUCGGCCGCCUCUCCAGAGAGCAUGGGGCUUUCGAUGCUGUCAAGUGCACCCACUGGGCAGAAGGGGGCCAGGGAGCCUUAGCCCUGGCUCAGGCUGUCCAGAGAGCUUCACAGGCCCCCAGCAGCUUCCAGCUCCUCUAUGACCUCAAGCUCUCAGUUGAAGAUAAAAUCAGGAUUAUUGCACAGAAGAUCUACGGGGCCGAUGACAUCGAAUUGCUCCCUGAAGCACAAAACAAAGCAGAAAUCUACACAAAGCAGGGCUUUGGGAAUCUACCCAUCUGCAUGGCCAAAACACACUUGUCUUUAUCUCACAACCCAGAGCAAAAAGGGGUGCCUACUGGCUUCGUUCUGCCCAUCCGGGACAUCCGGGCCAGCGUUGGGGCUGGUUUCCUGUACCCUUUAGUAGGAACGAUGAGCACAAUGCCUGGACUCCCUACUCGACCCUGUUUUUAUGAUAUCGAUUUGGACCCUGAAACUGAACAAGUGAAUGGAUUGUUUUAAACAGAUCUUCCAUCUCCAAGAGGCUACUCUGUCUGGCCAGUGUCUGUUCAGGCCCACUGAGGAAGUGUGCAGAGAAGUCUUGAAAGUCUGUGCCUGCCCUGAAGAGCUUCAGAAAUAGUGGAAGUUUCUCUAAAGCCUUUCAUAGCCUUAAUUCAGAUCAUGUAUAAAUUAACAUAAAUCAUGCCUAUUUACAUAGUAAAAGUCCACAGAAUAAAUGA
Molecule: messenger RNA, 3333 nt
Organism: Rattus norvegicus (Norway rat)
Lineage: Eukaryota; Metazoa; Chordata; Mammalia; Rodentia; Muridae
Gene: Mthfd1
Product: methylenetetrahydrofolate dehydrogenase, cyclohydrolase and formyltetrahydrofolate synthetase 1
Exons: 28
Coding region: 308-3115 (935 amino acids)
Biological process (GO): one-carbon metabolic process; tetrahydrofolate interconversion
Cellular component (GO): cytoplasm
Molecular function (GO): methenyltetrahydrofolate cyclohydrolase activity; ATP binding; formate-tetrahydrofolate ligase activity
Source: RefSeq, marked provisional